GGUUUCGGUUUGCUUCUUCCUUAACGCGUCAACCCGACUUCAUUCCCUCCCUCUACUCCCCCUUUCUCCUCCCGUGAAAGCUUCGGGGCGAAGGAAGCACUUUCCUUCUCCUCCUCAGAUCCCGUCCCCUUCUCGCUACCAGAUCUGUUUCUUUGGUUUUUCCAAGCAUUCGUAAUCUUCCUACAAUCCCUCGCUCCUCCCUUCUCCGCGUUCUCCAACGGAAAUGAGGACGCCGGAGACCAACUGGGAGAGGCUGGUCAGGGCAGCGUUGCGCCUGGAGCGGUUGGGCGUAGUCGUUAGCGAGCAGCAGCCCGUCAGUGGCGUCGCAGGAAAUGUCCCGUCCUCCCUGACAAACAACACACAUAUCGACGAGAUAUUGAGAGCGGCAGACGAGAUUGAAGAUGAGGACCCUAACAUUGCGAGAAUUUUAUGUGAGCAUGCAUAUUCCUUGGCACAAAAUUUGGAUCCUAACAGCGAGGGUAGAGGUGUGCUACAAUUCAAAACUGGCUUGAUGUCAGUCAUAAAGCAAAAACUUGCCAAGAGGGAUGGUCGAACAAUAGAUCGUAGCCAGGACAUUGCUCGUUUACAGGAAUUCUAUAAACAUUACAGAGAGAAGAACAAAGUUGAUGAAUUGCGUGAAGAUGAGAUGAAGAUGAGGGAGUCGGGUGUUUUUAGUGGCAACCUUGGAGAGUUGGAAAGGAAGACUUUAAAGAGAAAGAAGGUGUUUGCAACUUUGAGAGUCCUGGGAACGGUGCUGGAGGAGCUUACCAGGGAGAUGGCUCCUGAUGCUGUUCAGAAUUUGAUAUCAGAAGAGAUGAAGCGUGUGAUGGAAAAAGAUGCUGCAAUGACUGAGGAUGUAAUUCCUUAUAAUAUUAUUCCACUUGAUACACAAUCCAUUACAAAUGCCAUUGUCAAUUUACCAGAGGUGAAAGCAGCAAUAUUAUCUUUGAAGUACUAUGCCAACCUUCCUAAGCUUCCUAGUGAUUUUUCACUUCCUGCUACAAGGAGUGCUGAUGUGCUUGACUUGUUGCAUUAUGUUUUCGGGUUCCAGAAAGAUAAUGUCAGUAAUCAACGGGAACAUAUAGUUCACCUUCUUGCCAAUGAGCAGUCAAGGUUUGGGUGUGUUUUAGGCAGUGAACCUAAAAUAGAUGAAACUGCUGUAACCAGUGUCUUCAAAAAGUCUCUUGAGAACUAUACCAAGUGGUGCAACUAUUUGCCGCUUCAGCCAGUAUGGAAUAACAUGGAAAACCUUAGCAGGGAAAAGAAGUUGUUGUAUGUUAGUUUAUACUUCCUGAUAUGGGGAGAAGCUGCCAACAUUAGGUUCCUUCCAGAAUGUUUGUGUUACAUAUUUCAUCAUAUGGCAAGAGAAUUAGAGGAGAUAUUACGGCAGCCUAUUGCACAGUCUGCCAAGAGCUGUAUUUCACCUGAUGGAGUUUCAUUUCUCAGUCAACUUAUUUUUCCUCUGUAUGAUGUAAUUGCAGCUGAAGCUGCUAACAAUGACAAUGGUCGUGCACCACAUUCAGCUUGGAGAAACUAUGAUGAUUUCAACGAGUUCUUUUGGUCUCUUCGUUGCUUUCAGCUGGGUUGGCCUUGGAUGCUUAGCUCACCAUUUUUCACAAAGCCUAGCAAGAAUACAAUGGGCAUACUAUCUUCCGGUGGAAGCAAGCAUUAUGGGAAAACAUCUUUUGUGGAACACCGAACUUUUCUUCAUCUUUAUCAUAGUUUCCAUCGACUCUGGAUCUUUCUUUUUAUGAUGUUUCAGGGAUUAACAAUCAUUGCCUUCAAUAAUGGUGUGAAUUCGACGACAAUUAAGCAGGUUCUUAGCCUAGGUCCUACUUAUGUUGUGAUGAAGUUUAUAGAAAGUGUUCUAGAUAUCCUCAUGAUGUAUGGAGCAUUUUCAACAUCACGUCGAUCAGCUGUUACCCGAAUAUUUGGUCGUUUUCUAUGGUUUUCAGUUGCUUCUUUUGCUGUCUGCUAUUUUUAUAUUAAAGCACUGCAAGAUGGUUCCAGUUCUGCUGCUUUCAGAAUAUAUAUCUUUAUGAUUGGAAUUUAUGCUGCAUAUAAUCUCUUCAUUGGCUUCCUUGUGAGAAUUCCAUUCUGUCAUCGCCUAACGGAUUUAUGUUAUCGUUGGCGUAUUGUGCGUCUAGUGAGAUGGCUGCACCAAGAACAUUACUAUGUUGGACAGGGCAUGUAUGAGAGGACUAUUGACUAUAUUAAAUAUGUACUUUUCUGGUUGGUCAUUCUUGGCGGGAAGUUUUCAUUUGCCUAUUUUCUCCAGAUCAAGCCACUUGUAUCACCAACUAAAACUAUUGUCAAUUUUCGGGACUUGCAAUACUCAUGGCAUGAUCUGAUGUCUCGGAACAAUCAUAAUGCACUGACGAUUCUUAGCCUAUGGGCACCUGUUUUUGCUGUAAGUGUUGUUCUUAUAUGUUGUUUCCUUUGCUUCCUGCUGCAAAUUGCUGCUUUCGAGCACCAUUAUGGAAAGAACAAAAGUUACCCUGUCCUUGUUGGUUUUCUUAUGAACCAUUUUCUUGCUGAUUUGUUGACCAUGUUAAUGAACUACUUUCGUUACCUCACUGAUGUUUAUCGUGGAGUGAAAACAUAG
Zingiber officinale is the source of this 2605-nucleotide messenger RNA. RefSeq names its product callose synthase 9-like. The transcript is spliced from 23 exons. Gene Ontology annotation, molecular function: glucosyltransferase activity. Gene Ontology annotation, cellular component: plasma membrane. NCBI's taxonomy places the organism in Eukaryota, Viridiplantae, Streptophyta, Magnoliopsida, Zingiberales, Zingiberaceae. The coding region runs from base 224 to 2605 and encodes 793 amino acids. The record is from RefSeq and is a predicted model, not a curated record.